Messenger RNA from Gasterosteus aculeatus aculeatus (three-spined stickleback), 3069 nucleotides. Lineage: Eukaryota; Metazoa; Chordata; Actinopteri; Perciformes; Gasterosteidae. The record is from RefSeq and is a predicted model, not a curated record.
UAUCCACCAUUUCCUUUCAAAUCUAAUCUGAAAUUCAGCAGAAUUUGGUUCAUGAAUUGGAUUUUGAAGGGCCGUAAGUCUAAAACGCUAGAUAAGAAGGUCCUGAUAUUACCUAUAUGUGUAAAUUAAUUAUUUAUAAAUAUAUUUAAAUAAUUACACAAUUGAAAUUACAAAAUAAUAAUUACUAUUAAAAAUGUAUCUUUCACUGUUCUUAUGAUCAGAUGUCUAUAUGAUUUACACACUUACGGAAUGAGUUUGACACGUUCAGUGCUCUUAUUUUGAAGUCAGUUCUUACUCGCCACUACCGUAAUCUCUAGUAUAGACGCGUAUACCCGGCUGGUUUGACACUGUUUCGGAGUGGAGGCUGACUUGAGCGCAGUCAGACACCUGACUGGAUGAACGAGCCACUUCAAUAACCGAGGGGUGGCUCGCUUGUACGCGCCCAUUGUGUUGGGUGCAUAGCCGACGGGGGGUAAUCUGGUGUAACAUCUCCGCAUGUUUCCCCUGGCAGCCUCUGGGCGGCUCAUCAAAUCACCUCCGGUCCCUUUAUGAGAAAUAUGCAUUGGUGGCACGAGGAGAACGUGCAAUGAUUUUGUGGUGAUAAGAGUUAAGUUUGAUUACCUUUGCGUCGCGUCUUCCGACUGCACUCUUUAAUGUGUUGAAUUAAAAUGCAAAAUGUUCCCUCGUGCCCCUUUUUAAUCCGAUUUUAUUUUGUUGGCUGCAGAGAGGGAUCAUUAACAGGUUCAAAGAUACAUAUAGUAUCUCGCACACGCAUGCGGUGUUUUACAAUCUGGAGAAGUGACACAGAAAAGUGGCAGCGGACAGACGCACAGUAACCCGAAACUUUUCGACUGGACGGAUAAAGUGAGAAUUCGGGGAUGCAGUGAAGCUCCUUUUCUCUUUCUUUUUUUUUUUUUUUUUUUUUUACAUCAGUCGCAUCACUAGUCUCAUUCCAAUCAGAUCUGGUGACACGUGCACGAGGAUGGAGGAUCGUCUUCCUCGGGGCUUCUCCGGUCCAGUUGUUGCGCUCUUACCGGCUCGUUGUCGUCUCAGAUUCCUUCAGCACACGUUUCCACUUUGACCACUGGAGGCUCCCAGCGGCUCAUGCGUCACUUCGUCCCUCGGUCGCUGACGAUGGCGGAGCUUCAAGUGGAGCCUCAACUUCUCAAUGGGGGCGACUUGAUGGAGGAGAGAGAAGACCCGCGCGCCCCAGGGACAGUGAAGAAAAAGAGAAGAAAGAAGAAGAGGAAUAAGAUCACCACACCAGCAGGGACAAACGAAGCUGAGGGGGAUGGAGAAGCCAGAGGUGUUGCUGAUGUGACCAAACAGUUGGAGCAGCAGACAGUAGAGGACAAGGAGAGGGAGGAGGACGGAGAAGAAGAUGGAGAUGGAGAGAACUCAGCGGAAAAGAAGAAGAGGAAGAAAAAAAAGAAGAAAGGUUUGAAGGGACAGACUGACCCUCCCUCAAUCCCUAUUUGUGAGCUGUAUCCCAGCGGAGACUUUCCAAAGGGAGAGGAGUGUGAAUAUCCACCAUCGAAAGACGGGCGCAGUGCAGCGUGGCGGACCACCAGUGAAAGAGAAAGCGGGGCCCUGGACAUGGCCAACGAGGAGAUGUGGAGUGAUUUCAGGGAAGCGGCUGAAGCACAUCGGCACGUCCGCACGUACGUCCGCAGCUGGAUCAAACCGGGGAUGACCAUGAUUGACAUCUGUGAGAAGCUGGAGGACUGCUCCAGGAGGCUCAUCAAAGAAAACGGGCUAAAGGCCGGCCUGGCCUUCCCCACCGGCUGCUCCAUCAACCACUGUGCUGCCCACUACACCCCCAACGCAGGAGACCCCACGGUGCUGCGCUACGACGACGUCUGCAAAAUAGACUUCGGAACGCACAUCAACGGUAGAAUAAUAGACUGUGCCUUCACCGUCACGUUCAAUCCAAAGUAUGACAGGCUGCUGGAGGCCGUAAGAGAUGCAACAAACACCGGCAUAAAGUUUGCAGGAAUUGAUGUGCGCCUGUGCGAUGUUGGUGAGACCAUUCAGGAAGUCAUGGAGUCUUAUGAAGUGGAGAUUGAUGGGAAAACGUAUCAAGUGAAGCCAAUCAGGAAUCUCAAUGGCCACUCUAUUGGACAGUACCGGAUACACUCAGGGAAGACUGUCCCUAUUGUUAAAGGCGGAGAAGCCACGAGGAUGGAGGAAGGUGAAGCUUACGCCAUUGAGACAUUUGGCAGCACGGGCAGAGGUGCAGUCCACGAUGACAUGGAGUGCUCACAUUACAUGAAAAACUUCAACGUUGGACACGUUCCAAUAAGACUUCCAAGGGCUAAACAUCUGCUGAACGUGAUCAAUGAGAACUUCAGCACUUUGGCAUUCUGCCGUCGCUGGCUGGACCGCCUGGGUGAGAGCAAGUACCUGAUGGCGUUGAAGAAUCUGUGUGACCUUGGCCUCAUAGAUCCAUACCCACCCCUCUGUGACAUCAAGGGCAGCUACACCGCCCAGUACGAGCACACCAUCCUACUCAGGCCCACGUACAAGGAGGUGGUGAGCAGGGGAGACGACUACUAAUCACGCGCUGGGAGGAGCACGGCGGACAAGACAACAAACCUCUGACUGAUCGCAAUUAUGCAAUCUUUCUCUGAAUUACAUGUGCACUGCUUGAACACCAUUAGGUAGUUAUUAUUCAUUGGGGUGGAUAUUUAAAAAGCAAAAUACUUGUAUCGUGGAAGUAGCUUACCAGUGUUGGGCCAAUAGACAAAGGGCACAUCUGUAACAAAGGUAGUGUUGACAUUUUAGUCACAUUUAGUUUAGUUAUAUGUGCUGCUUUUAGGAAAUAUGCAACAUGAAUAUGCAAAAGAAACAUGCAAAAAAGUUAUAGCAAUGAAAUGGGCUGAAAAGGCUUCGCUUGCAUUGUGAAGGAAACUGAAGUGAAAUAUUUAUAUUUCUAUAGUUCUUUGCUCUUUUGAUUUGAGGCAGUUUUGUAAGAAAUUGUUAUAAAUCUCAUCAAUUGCCGUGUGCGUGUUGUGCCUAACAGCUCCCAAUACAUUCAAAGUAUCUGAUGAUUAAAGGUGUAUUUCUCUC